Messenger RNA from Dentiscutata heterogama, 1436 nucleotides. The record is from the annotation of a GenBank genome assembly. NCBI's taxonomy places the organism in Eukaryota, Fungi, Glomeromycota, Glomeromycetes, Diversisporales, Gigasporaceae.
AUGCUUUCAGAUUCUAAUAAAAGCUUAUUUUACUCUCGUUAUCAACCUUAUGAUCGACGAAAAAGGACUGAACGAGGAAUGAACGUCACCCUUACAACUGAAGAAUCAGAGUUAUGCAAUUUUUUAACUCUCGUAACUCUAUACUUGAAGGAAAACUGCCCAGAGCUUCCUUUGGUUGAAUUAAGAAUAGCUGGUGGUUGGGUUCGCGAUAAACUACUUGGUUAUGAAUGUAACGAUUUAGAUAUCGCGAUAAAUUCAAUGACGGGUUAUGAAUUUGGUGAACAUGUUUAUAAUUUUUUGAAACUUAAGGAAUACGCUGCUGAAAAUAUUCAUAAAAUUGAAUCAAAUCCUCAAAAAUCAAAACAUUUGGAAACCGCUACAACAAAAAUUUUUGGUCGUGAAGUAGACUUUGUUAACUUGAGAAGUGAAGAAUAUAUAGAAGAUAGUAGAAUCCCUAGUAAAAUUUCUUUUGGUACUCCUGAACAAGAUGCGUAUCGUAGGGAUCUAACAAUUAAUGCGUUAUUCUAUAAUAUUCACACGCGUCAAAUUGAAGACCCUACAAAAAAGGGUAUCACUGAUUUAAAAGAAGGCCUUAUUCGAACACCUUUAGAGCCUUAUGAAACCUUUAAAGAUGAUCCACUUCGCGUUCUAAGAUGCAUAAGAUUUGCAAGUAGAUUUGAUUUUUCAAUUAACGAAACAAUUUUUAUCGCUGUUAAGGAUGAACAAAUUAAAAAAGCGAUUAGUGCAAAAGUAAGUCGUGAACGUAUUGGAAUGGAAGUGGAUAAAAUGAUAAAAGGUCCUCAUCCAGCUUUGUCAAUUAAACUUAUUCAUGAACUGGGUUUAUAUGAAGUUAUAUUCGCCCCUCCGCAAGAUUAUCACGGAACUCUAGAUGAUCCAAAGACUGCUGUUUGUCUUGCAAAAAUUUUGGAAUGGCUCUUGUUAACAUCGAAUGAAAAUCAUCUUCACGUAAACCUCUCAUCACGAACACCUGAAGAUAUUAGGACUCUUUAUCUAGCAUCAUUUUUAGCACCACAUAAAACCAUAGAAAUUUUAUCAAAAAAAAAGAAUUAUUCUAGUUUCCAUCACGUUGUUAAAGAAAGUCUUAAAUUGAAGAGUUCGGAUGGUGACAUAACGAAUAAAUUAUUUUUUUUUAUUGAUCAAAUCACUACUGUUGCGAAUCAAAAUCUGAUUGCUUCGUUAAAUAGAAAGUCCCUUGUGAAAGAACCGUACAAAAUUAUUGAAAAAUAUAAUAAAUUGGUUGAUUUUAUAAUUGAAUUGAAUUUACAAAAUUGUUUUAAUGAAAAGCCUAUUAUUAAUGGCAAAGAAAUUGCAUGUUUAUUAAAUAUUAAACAGGGUGUAAUAAUAGGUGAAAUUCAAAAGUCGGUAAUAGACUGGCAAUUGGAAAACCCUGGUGGAAGUAAAAAACAGUGUGAAGA